Messenger RNA from Ipomoea nil (Japanese morning glory), 2164 nucleotides. RefSeq lists its product as uncharacterized. The transcript has 3 exons. Lineage: Eukaryota; Viridiplantae; Streptophyta; Magnoliopsida; Solanales; Convolvulaceae. The record is from RefSeq and is a predicted model, not a curated record. Gene Ontology annotation, biological process: regulatory ncRNA-mediated gene silencing. Bases 155 to 1771 code for a protein of 538 amino acids.
UCACGUUAAUUCACACCCAUCACAAAUUUAGCAUAUUGACCUAAUUCAACUAUUUUCUUCCCCAUUUCAAUUCAACAUGUAUUUCUUAUAGAUUUUUGCAAAUUACAUAUACAUCCCCUGUCGCACCAGAUUUUGAAACCCAGAGAGCGGAGUGAUGGCAGGAGGCAACCCUUCAAGGCAUCCGUCUUCCUCCUCAGCCAAUGCCAAGCCACCGCAGUCUUCCAAUGCUUCUAACCGGAAGUCUCGCUGGGAAUCUCCGGGGAAAAACCGCCCUCCCAAGGACUCCAAACCCUCCGGGUCGGGUUUAGGGGAUGGUAAACCUAAACCCUCACCGAAAACCGGGAAGGAAACGGCGCCGUCGACGGCCAAUGCAAAAAAACCUCCUACCCCUAAGCCCAGAUCCGAUUUCCGGUCUCCGAAACCCGCCGACCUGGAUACCCGUUCUGCGUUGCCUCCGUUUCCGUUCCAGGACCCUCCACCGCCUCCUACCUACGGAUUUCAUAUGCUCGAGCGCCGGGGCAUCGCGCUUGCAGAUGGUUCGGUGAGGCCUUACUACGCUUUGCCUCAGAAUUAUCAGGACUUUCCACCUAGGGAUUUUCGCGGGCCGGGGUUAGGAUUCGAUAGACAGUUUCCAAUGAGCCCGGAUUUCCGACCCGAUUUCCGGGACCGUGAGAACCCGUUGAUGUGGAACCGGAAUCAGGAUUCUUGGAAUUCGCUAGGAUUAGAUGGGCAGGCUAGUGGACCAGGGAUGGGGCCGGGUGUGCAUGAGAACCCAAUGAAGAGAAAGUUUGGGGACGAUGCAAGGGAAGUGUAUGAUGGGUUUGAGAGGCAAAGACAGCAGGUUUUGAAGCAUGGAAAUAUGAGCAACUCACCAGGAACUAGUGGUUUGUAUAGGAGAGAUGUAGGGGAAAUGAGACCUGCCAAGUUUAUGAGGACUGCUGAGGCAAAUGUAGGUCAGCUUAAGCAUCAUACUGUUGAUCAAAAUGCCCUAAAGAAGGCAUUUUUGCACCAAAUUAAGUUGGUUUAUGAAAACACAAAUCAGAAAAAUCGGUUUUUGGCAGAUGGAAAGCAGGGGCGUAUUCAGUGUCUCGUCUGUGGCAGCUCUUCCCAAGAUUUCCCUGAUAUGCACAGUCUUAUUAUGCAUGCAUACAAUAAUGCUGACUCAAGUAACUCAACUGUAGAACACUUGGGCUUUCAGAAAGCUUUGUGCAUUCUGAUGGGUUGGAACUAUUUGAUACCUCCUGAUAAUUCAAAGUCAUACCAGCUGUUAUCUGGUGAUGAAGCAGCUGCUAACCAGAAUGACUUGAUUAUGUGGCCACCACUGGUUAUAAUUCAUAAUACAAUGACAGGGAAGCGUGCAGAUGGGCGCACAGAGGGUUUGGGGAACAAAGCAAUGGAUAGUUAUCUUAGAGAUAUUGGAUUUCAAGGGGGCAAGUCAAAAUCAUUAUAUUGCAGAGAAGGUCACCUAGGCAUUACCCUUGUAAAGUUUGCCAGUGAUCAGUCAGGUUUGAAAGAGGCUCUAAGGUUGACAGAAUACUUUCUCAAAGACAACUGUGGGAGAAAUGGUUGGUCCCGUGUGCAGCCCUUGACUUUAGUGAAGGACGAAGAAAACAAUCCAGACCUAGUGAAGGUUGAUCAGCGAACAGGCGAGAAAAAGAGAGUGUUCUAUGGAUAUUUGGCAACAGUUUCUGAUAUGGAUAAGGUUGAUUUCGAGACUAGGAAGAAGGUUUCUAUUGAGAGCAUAAGAGAAUUCCAGUCAUCAUCAUCGUAAUAAAACCAUUAUGGUAACUUUGCUAGGGUAUCUGAUUACUUCCAUCUUCCUUGUCUAGAAAAGUUUCAUCUUUUCGCUUGAUGAUCCACAUUGCCUUUCCCUUUUGGGGCCUGGGUAAUGAUUUUUCUGUGGCUAAAUUAUCAGUGUCAUGGACAAUUGGUACAAGCUUCCUGCUCUCUCUUUAUCGUUAAUGAUCAUAGGCUGGAGUUGGUUCUCACUUUAAGCUCUAUGAGUUGUUUGUUGCAUGAAUAGUUAGAAACAGCCAAGGGAUGGUAGGGGAGGAGGAUUGACAGGUAGGAUUAUCAAUUAUGUUUACUUUGAUGCUUAUUAUUUGUGAUGAUUAUCGAUUAGUUGAUCAUGAUAGGUGUAUACACUAUACAUCUAUGAUUGCUC